Coprinopsis cinerea okayama7#130 is the source of this 903-nucleotide messenger RNA. RefSeq lists its product as hypothetical. The coding region runs from base 1 to 903 and encodes 300 amino acids. Lineage: Eukaryota; Fungi; Basidiomycota; Agaricomycetes; Agaricales; Psathyrellaceae. The transcript is spliced from 3 exons. The record is from RefSeq and is a predicted model, not a curated record.
AUGUCUAACCCUUUCCCUAUCCCCAACAUGAGCGAAACAGACGAUAUCAGAGUGGACCGCGGAGGUCUUAUUACCCUCCACAUGUCGCGCUGCCUCCACAUCCUUCAAGCGCUAAUGGUCGACGGUGAAAGGAUUUCGAGGGAGGGGCACAUGGGCACGUUCAUCCGCUGUGUUGAAUUUGAAUUGAUUAUUACAUCGUGGCUAAUCGCCUGCUACAUCACCUCGUGGGGUUGGAAGGACUUGUGUCUACCACCCGCGUUUGGUCUUAUCGUCCAAGCAACUGCGACGGGACUCUUGGAAGACGAGCUGGUGGUGGAGGCUCUCGCAUACAACCUUGGUACCUCACUUCCCCCAACGCCCAGCGACCCACCGCGCGCAUGGUGGGUUGACUUCCCCUCACGGCAGUCCGAAGCCCCGAAGUCUCAAGAUGACAUGGAAGACCUAGACCGACUUUACCCUGCCGAUAACACCCAACUUACCAUCCUGCUCAAUGCCAUUGCUGCAGGAUGCACACCUCCCUGCCCGGCUCUCCUGUCCGCAUCGACCGGUUGGACUCCUUUAGCAGAGGACGUGAGGGACAGCAUUACUUCCGCGGAUAGCCUGCUCCUCACCGUCUUUCGCAACGGAAUCCCCGAUGGGUUGCUGGAUUUCGACGUGGGUUAUCGCUGGUGGGAGGGGCCGGUUCCCCCAAUGACUGCUUCCCAAAGGUAUUAUUUGACCUUUAGGGCCUGGUGGAACGAGCAGCCAAACUCAAUAACCCGCGGGUCGCUUCGACUCAAGACCACUGCCGAAUUAAGGGCGGCGAUCGACACAUUGGUGGAAGAGCGGGACCAAGUGGAUGAGGACAUUGCGAAGGCACUUGUGAGGGUUGUUGGGCUGAGAAUCCAACUCAAACGGUCUUAA